Macaca mulatta (Rhesus monkey) is the source of this 1578-nucleotide messenger RNA. The record is from RefSeq and is a predicted model, not a curated record. NCBI's taxonomy places the organism in Eukaryota, Metazoa, Chordata, Mammalia, Primates, Cercopithecidae.
AGAGCAGUAUCAGGGUCUGGAUCAAAAACAUAGAAAAUACGUGGUUGGAGAGCUCAUCUGGAAUUUUGCCGAUUUCAUGACUAACCAGUGAGCUGCUGGGCGGGAUGCUGUACACCCGGGAGAGGCGAUCGCUGGAGCACAAGGAGCUGGACGGCCUCUGAAGCUUCCAAGCCGACCUCUCCGACAACCCACGCGGGGGCUUCCAGGAGCAGAGAUACAGGGUCUCACUACGUUAUCCAGGCUGAUCUCGAACUCCUGACCUCAAGCCAUCUUCCCAGGUUGACUUCCCAAAGCGCUCAUUACGGGCAUGAGCCACCACUCGUCAGGCUGGAGCAGCAGGCGCUGCACAGAGCUGGGCCCGGGGAUCGCGAGAAGGGGACAGUUUAGACAUUCUGAGUCGGGCCCCACCUUGUACAUACUGGUUUCCUCCAUCUUCAUCGACAUCAGCCAGGACUGGCGGCUGUGGUGUUUUGUCAGCUGGGUGUGUUACGAACGGGAGGUGACCCUGCUGGAGUGAUGGAUCCAGGACCUGUGCACAAGAGUGGUGCUGAGGAUUGGCAGUGCCCACUUCUAUGCCAUCGUGGUCAGUGCGGCCAGGAGCAGGUAUCCCAAGGGUUACUUUGUCCAGAACACAGACUUUGACUUCUUCAACUAUGCGGGACUGCAGCGGUCUGUGCUUCUGUACACGACACCCACCACCAGUAUCAACAUCACCGUCACCACCGGUGUGGAGCGAGACAGUGCUCUUCAACAAUGUGUCUGUACAUCACUACGUGUGGGUGAUGGAAGAACUGGUGCACAGAGACAAGAAUCACCCUGCCGUGGUGAUGUGGUUUGGCCAGGAGCCUGCCUCCUACCUGGAAUCUGCCGGCUACUACAUCAAGAAUUUUACUGCCUUGAUUAAGACAGAUUAUCAGAGGUGGGCACUGUUAUCCUCUCUUUCAUGCAGGAUUUAUCACAUGUCAGAGCCUACACACUGCAGCCCUGUGCCCCUCAUACCCAGCAGGUUCCUGCUCCAGCACAGCUCCUGGACUGGCCCCAGGUGCUGGCGGGGGUUUCUAUCCAAGUAUAAUUCACUGAAGCAUGUGUUUGGCAACGAGACCCAGCUCACUGUUUUAGGUCAGCCCAAGGCCACCCCCUCGGUCACUCUGUUCCCGCCGUCCUCUGAGGAGCUCCAAGCCAACAAGGCCACACUGGUGUGUCUCAUGAGUGACUUCUAUCCGGGAAUCUUGACGGUGACCUGGAAGGCAGAUGGUACCCCCAUCACCCAGGGUGUGGAGAUGACCACGCCCUCCAAACAGAGCAACAACAAGUACGCGGCCAGCAGCUACCUGAGUCUGACGCCCGACCAGUGGAGGUCCCACAACAGCUACAGCUGCCAGAUCAUGCAUGAAGGGAGCAUCGUGGAGAAGACAGUGGCCCCUGCAGAAUGUUCGUAGGUUCCCAACCCUCACCCCACCCACAGGGGCCUGGAGCUGCAGGAUCCCAGGGGAGGGAUCUCUCUGCAUCCCAAGCCAUCCAGCCCUUCUCCCUGUACCCAGUAAACCCUCAAUAAAUAUCCUCUUUGUCAACCAGAAA